UGUUUCUAGGCUUGGGAGGGGAGGUGGUGGUGGGGGGACGGAACGACGACUGAUGUGCUGUGGCAGGGAUGAUAGGCGAGCCGGAGCAGAAGAGUCAUCUGAGCACUCUAAAACCACUUAGCCAGACCAUCCACAGCAGGGCAAGCUGACAGAAUCCAAGUAUGAUCCUCACUCGCUGACGCCCUCCGAGAAGCCAGCCAUGAGCAGCAAGGUCACCGCGGCCACCCCUCUCUCUUCCCCAGCCCCCCCUGCUGCCACCCUGAGCCCCCCAUCUCCCCUGGGGGAGGAACAGGAGGUGGUCACCACCUUUUGCACCCUCCUCCCAAAGAUGCCCCAAUGGAAAUUCUCCGGCCCGUCCGGCUUUCUCAGCCGCAGCCCGUCCAGUGCCAGCAAAGAUCUCUCGGCAUCGGUCAAAACCGGCAGCUUGGCAGAGGCCGAGGGUGUCACGGUGCCCUCAUCGGCCUCGGGGUCAGGCCUGGCUGCCGUCCUCAGUGCUUGCGAACCGGUCUGUGCCACACCCUGCGGCAGGCUGAAAGGAGGGACGGCCGGGGGCAGGAAGACAUCUCGGGCCCCGGGGCCCCGAGCCCCCGGGGAGGAGUGGAGCCGGAAAGGGAGUUUCAUCAGUAAACCGGUCCAAGGUUGGCUGCAUCCGGAUGACAGAGUUUUAGGCCCCGGAGUCUCCUACAUCGUCCGGUAUAUGGGUUGUAUUGAGAUCCUGCGAUCAAUGAGAUCUUUGGAUUUUAACACCCGGACACAAGUCACCAAGGAAGCCAUCAACCGACUGUAUGAGACAGUCCCGGGAGUCAGAGGGAACUGGAAGAAAAAAGCGCCAAACAAAAGCCUGUUUUCAAUCCUUGGCAAGAGCAAUCUCCGAUUUGCUGGCAUUAGCAUAGCUGUCAACAUUUCCAUCGAUGGUUUGAACCUGAUGAUCCCCACCACUCGACAGAUCAUCGCGAAUCACCACAUGCAAUCUAUCUCCUUCGCUUCGGGGGGUGACACGGAUACAACCGAUUACGUCGCUUAUGUUGCCAAGGAUCCCAUCAACCAGCGAGCUUGCCACAUCUUGGAAUGCUGUGACGGAUUGGCGCAAAGCAUCAUCAACACCGUCGGGCAGGCCUUUGAGCUCCGCUUUAAGCAGUACUUGCACAGCCCUCCCCAAACUGUAGCAUCCCAGGAGAGGACAAUGGGAGUGGAAGAUUCUUGGGGUGAAGAGGAAGACUCCUCAGGACACAAUUACUACAACAGCAUCCCCGGGAAGCAGCCCCCCCUUGGCGGUCUGGUGGACUCGCGCCUCCAUUAUGGAUCGGCUUCCAGCCACACUCUCUCUCUGGGUUCCUACGCCACCCAUUUCAGCCAGGUGACCCCCCCCAAACUCCUUGGCAGGUUCAGCAGGUGUAUCCAAGCCUGUUUAGCUCAACUAAAGGGCAUCGUCAUUUGUUCCGUAACCACGAUCUCUUCAGAGGUCGGGUCUUCAGCCAGAAGGGAACCCAGUAGUCACUCAAACCUGAACUGGGAUGCUGAUCUUUCUGGUCAGUGUUGUGACGGCUACGUUCAGGCAGACAGCAGACCUUUGGGCUCUCAAGAUUACGAACAGCACAUGUAUGUCAACACCGAAAACUUCAACAGCUGGGAGGCCAAUGUUGGGAAACCUGAGGAAAGUCCUCCCAAAGACCUUUUCGAUAUGCGGCCUUUCGAAGAUGCUCUAAAGCACCACGAGUCCAUGUCGGCUUGCGGGGUGCAGAGCGGGCUCCAAAUUGAGGACCGGUGGCCCAGCCCGCCCAGCCGCAAGGCUCCCAUUGCCCCCACCGAAGACCAGUUGAAGCAGGAACUGUGGUACCAUGGCAAAAUGAGCCGACGGGAUGCGGAGAAAUUGCUGCACACUGACGGUGACUUUUUAGUCCGGGACAGUAUCACCAACCCCGGGCAAUACGUUCUGACAGGGAUGCACAGCGGGCAGCCGAAACAUUUGCUCCUGGUCGAUCCUGAAGGCGUGGUGAGAACAAAGGACGCCUUGUUCGAAAGCAUCAGCCACCUCAUAAAUUAUCACCUGCAAAACGAGCAGCCAAUCGUGGCUGCGGAGAGCGAACUCCACCUGCGGCAGGUGGUGAGAUGGAAGCCCUGAUGUUUGUGGAACCCGUCCCUCUGUUCUGAAAUAAACACUGGACAUUUCUGACAGUUUUUUUCGAACCGGAGGGCCAGCCAGCCCACUUAACCAGGCUUCGCUCUGCCUUUCCAGCAAGAGACCGACCUCUUUGAGAAAAGCCACAAAAAACUUGCGUUGACUCUUUAACUGUCCUCACUUGAUCUUCUCUGAGCUGCUUUCUUACUGCUGUCGCUUCCUUUCCUGUCCCGAUUUUUGCAAUGGUGGUGGGAACCUCAGGAGAAGGUGGAACGGCCUACCUUGCAAGACAGAUGUGCGAGUGAUUAUUAGCAAAUAAUGUAUCUAGCUUUUUGGAACAACACCCCCCCCCAAAAAAAAACCUCCUUAUUUUCCAAAGCACCAAAAAGCCAAGACGAGAAACAACGGAUGGAAACUAACUAAGGAGAGAAGCAAACUGGAAUUAAAGGAGAAACUUCCUAACGGUGAGGACAAUCAACCUUGCCUUCAGAAGUGGUGGCUGCUCCAUCACUGGAGAUUUUUAAGAAGAGACUGGACAAUCACUGAUCUAAAAUGGUAUAGAUUCUCCAGCUCAAGUGGGGUGGACUAGAAGGCCUCCAAGACCCCUUCCAACUCUGUUCUUCUAUGUUCUAUGAAAACGCUGCAAGCAGUGGUGAAAUCUAAAAUU
Molecule: messenger RNA, 2786 nt
Organism: Pantherophis guttatus
Lineage: Eukaryota; Metazoa; Chordata; Lepidosauria; Squamata; Colubridae
Source: RefSeq, a predicted model, not a curated record